Molecule: messenger RNA, 464 nt
Organism: Staurois parvus
Lineage: Eukaryota; Metazoa; Chordata; Amphibia; Anura; Ranidae
Source: the annotation of a GenBank genome assembly
CAGCGCGGCGAUCGGCGGUGCGCUGUGUCCCACCGAUCCACGGAAAGAGCCGAAGAUGUCGGCUCGGUCAUGUGAUCAGCUGUGUCCAAUCACAGCUGAUCACAUGAGGGGACAUGUACACUGAUCAUCAGAGCACUGAUGAUCUGUGUAGCCCCAGCAGCGCCACCUGUCAGUGUCCAUCAGUGCCAGCUUUCAGUGCUCAUCCAUGCCACCUGCCAGUGCCCAUCAGUGCCACAUCAAUGCCACAUAUCAGUGCCCAUCUGAGAUGCCUUUCAGUGUCACCCAUCAGUGCCAGUCAGUGCCACCUAUCAAUGCCAGUCAGUGCCAGUCAGUGCUGCCUAUCAGUGCCAGUCAGUGCCGUCUAUCAGUGUGCAUCAGUGCCACCUAUCAGUGCCCGUCAGUGCUGCCUAUCAGUGCCGCCUAACAGUGCCAGUCAGUGCCCCCUAUCAGUGCCGCCUAUCAGU